CUCCAGUAGGCUCCGCCGUGCGAUGCGAGCUCUGGGAGACCGCAACGCCGCCUCCCGCUAGCGACCUGCCCCUGGCCCGGCCCCCCCCCGGCCCGGCCCCUUGCCCAGCCCUGCCUAGCGCGCGGGGGUCGGCGAAGGCGCCGCGGACGCACCGACGGCGGAGGACCCGCGAUGCACACGCACUAGCAGCACCCCCUAACUCACUCCCUCCACACCCCGCGCCGCCGCCGCCGCCGCCUCCGCCUCCUCCGCCUCCGCCUCCUCCGCCUCCGGCAGCCGCGGCUGAAGGACCCACCCUGCCCCCCACCCCACCCUCCGCCGGCUCCGGCUGCGGAUCUAGCCUUCGACUCCUGUUUUAUUUAUUUUGGGUCGUGCACAAGCCUCAGUGCCUGCAGCCCCGCGCCUCCCUCGGCCCGCGGGCGCCUCCUCCCUCGCCUCCGGAGCCCCUUGACCCCGGCCGCUCUCGCCUCGGCAUCCCCAGACCCCCGCCGGCUGCCGCAAGUCUCCCCGGCCGGAAUCUUGUGAGCGACUGUCUUUUUGGGGGGUUCUGGUCUUUCGACGUUUUUGUUCCCAGCCAAGGAAAGGAUAUCGUGAUUUUUUUUUCCCCCUUUGAGCCCAGGCUCUGCUCUCUGGGGGGGGUGGGGGGCGCGCCAAGCCGGGGAGCCGUGCCAGCCGAGUAGUGCGGGCUGUGGCAGGGAAGGGGCCACCAUGGGAUGUACUCUGAGCGCUGAGGAGAGAGCCGCCCUCGAGCGGAGCAAGGCGAUUGAGAAAAACCUCAAAGAAGAUGGCAUCAGCGCCGCCAAAGACGUGAAAUUACUCCUGCUGGGGGCUGGAGAAUCAGGAAAAAGCACCAUUGUGAAGCAGAUGAAGAUUAUCCACGAAGAUGGCUUCUCGGGAGAAGAUGUGAAGCAGUACAAGCCUGUCGUCUACAGCAACACCAUCCAGUCUCUGGCAGCCAUUGUCCGGGCUAUGGACACUUUGGGCGUGGAAUAUGGUGACAAGGAGAGAAAGGCCGACUCCAAGAUGGUUUGUGAUGUGGUGAGUCGCAUGGAAGACACUGAGCCCUUCUCCACAGAGCUUCUUUCUGCCAUGAUGCGACUCUGGGGCGACUCAGGGAUCCAAGAGUGCUUCAACCGGUCUCGGGAGUAUCAGCUCAACGAUUCUGCCAAAUACUACCUGGACAGCCUGGAUCGGAUUGGGGCUGCCGACUACCAGCCCACCGAGCAGGACAUCCUCCGAACCAGGGUCAAAACCACCGGCAUCGUAGAAACGCACUUCACAUUCAAGAACCUCCACUUCAGGCUGUUCGACGUCGGGGGCCAGCGAUCUGAACGCAAGAAGUGGAUCCACUGCUUCGAGGACGUCACGGCCAUCAUCUUCUGUGUCGCGCUCAGCGGCUAUGACCAGGUGCUCCAUGAAGAUGAAACCACGAACCGCAUGCAUGAAUCCCUGAAGCUUUUCGACAGCAUCUGCAACAACAAGUGGUUCACAGACACGUCCAUCAUCCUGUUCCUCAACAAGAAGGACAUCUUUGAAGAGAAGAUCAAAAAGUCCCCACUGACCAUCUGCUUUCCUGAGUACACAGGCCCCAGUGCCUUCACAGAAGCCGUGGCUUACAUCCAGGCACAGUAUGAGAGCAAGAACAAGUCUGCCCACAAGGAGAUCUAUACUCACGUCACCUGUGCCACGGACACCAACAACAUCGAGUUUGUCUUUGACGCUGUGACGGACGUCAUCAUCGCCAAAAACCUGCGGGGCUGUGGACUCUACUGAGCUCCAGCCCCCUACCCAGUUGCCCAUACCCUGCCCAGCCCUCCACCCACUCCUGCCCUGGAACCAGAGCUCUGCCACCUCUCAAACCACUCUGUGCACUGUGGAAGAAGAACCUAGAGCUGGUCCUGGGGGCGGGGGGAGCAGCUUUCAUGCAUCCACGCUGCUGUGCCUCCAAUAGCAGGACGCGCUAACAAACUGGGCAGGGUGCUGAGCGCCACACACGAGGCAGGAGACCACACCACACCCCCCAGUGUCACUCCCUGACCUGGGCCUUGCCUCUAAGUGCUGUAUUUGGGGUGAGAGUGUUGGGGGGUGGGAGUGGACACAGGCGCCGUUUGGCACAGAAUGGACGUGUUCUACCUUCCUUGACUCUUACUCAAAUCCUGGGGUCUUCUUCUGUCAUCUGGGGUGCUGGCAGGGCGGGGCAGUAGAAGCCAUCCCUCAGCUUUGCCUGGGGUUUCUCUAGCCAAGAGCAGUUCCGUCGUCAUAAGCCAGGACUGGACUGUGCCAGCUUUGUGGGGUGAGAGGGUUCUGGCCUUGGCAAAGGUCUCCCUCCUUACCAUGGUCUGAGCCUUCUUUAGUCAUCUCUUUUGUCCAUUGGUGUCCUUGGAAAUCCCAGCAUUGACUCUCCUUACACCUGGCAGUGCUCCUGAAACUGGCCGACAUCAAAGUGGAAGGUGGGAGGGUCAAAGCCACACGUACAGAAGUUAGGGAAGGAGGCCAAGGGUAGCUGUUGUCCCAUUGCCUGUGCACUCCAUCCCUGAAGAUCCAUUCUACUUGCCACUAACCCCAGCUCUUCUGCUCCCAGUGUGAGUUGACAGUGGGUGUGCUUUUCUUCAAGUUCCUGCAAGCUUACUUAAAGCCAGCUGGGGGAGGUAGAGGCCUUGGGACUGGGGUGCCUCUAGGUGGAUGCCCAGGGAGGUGUGGACCAGGCCCUCCACCUGUACCCCCAUUUCUUUUUAGUCUCAAUCAAAAAAUCAGUGUUUGGGGUCCUUCUAGCCCUCAAGGCAGAGGCAGGCAGGUGGAAGGGCCAGUGCCCUGGUGUGAGCUCUGGCACACACUACACUGCCCUGCUGGGGGACAGUCCUCCAAGCGCCUGGGAGGGCUUUACUGAAGAGUUGUUAAACAGAAAAGGAUGGAUUGGCAUUUGGUGCCCCUGGACAUGGCUGGCCUUGGGCAGUCAGGACCCUUGCUCUCUUACCUUGCCAAGUGCCUCUAGUUGGCUGGUGCCUCAGGAAACAGCGCAUGAAGGCAUGUGGCUUCUGUGGCAAGCUGUGCCUAGGAAUGCAGAUGUGCCACAGGAGGGGAGGGGGACCUCUACCUCCCUCCCCAAGCCCUAGGCUCUCCUGGCUAAGUCCCAGGCCAGGCAGGGCCCCUGAGCUCCCCUGUGCAGCCCCUUGACCUGCCCAGGCAUAGGAAGAGCCCUGUGCCAAUAGCUCUCGCUUGGUUCCUGUAGGUACAGAGCUCUGGGUGGUGCUGGAAAACCAAGGGACCUUCCCUAGUGCCAAAUUUCCACAGGGAACCUUCCCUGGUGCCUGUGGAGAGGCCUCCCUGCGCUGACUGCCUUGGCUACUGCCCUGUUAGCCCAAGUCCACUUCUGGUUUAUUCGCCUCUAUCAUUUCCUUAUCAUGUACCAGGUGCUGGGAUGUGGCAGAGGACAGGGCCUUGGAGCCAACAGUCACAAUGUCCUGCUGUGAGGCGCUAAGGCCAGUUAAGCCAUUUGGCCUAACAUCAAAGAUAGGGCAUUUAUUUUCCACAGUUACUACUCUGCAGUAUAACCAUGUAUGCCCCCAACUCUGCCCCAGACUAUGGGCAGAUUCUAAAUCACUUGGAAGGGUGGGUGUUGGCCAUCUUAUCUCUAAGGCCAUUGCGCAGGAGACAGAAGUAGCUGUCCUUGUCACCCCAGGGUGCCCCAUCCCCACUCCUCCAGUGCUUACGGGCAGCAGAGCAGCCAGAGCCCCAGGCUGGAGUUGGGCCCUGGACCCGGCCCUUCCCACUCUACACAGCUGUGGUGAGGACCAGGGGCUUGGUACCCGCCUGUCCUCCCUUCUCCCCCAUGCUUUCUGCUCUCCAGUGCUCUGGCCUGUUGGAUGUUGUAUGCUGUUCUCAGCCCUUUGGGUCCAGGCUGCCAGGGCUGUCUGGUGUGAGUGUCGAGGAAAAGGAGUGCAGGGUGUCUCCCUGAACACCCAUCUCCCUCCCACGGUGUCACCAGCGGCUCUACGAUAUGGGAACACCUGAAUUGUGGCUCCGUCGUGAAUAUGGGUGAGGGGAAGUGUGGUGAAUGGAUGGGCAAGGGUAGGUCCCGAAAGGGGCCAUGCCAACCACUCUGCAGUUUCUGCAGACCUGCUUUCUAGGACCCGUGGCUUCGCCGCUGAGCCCCUGUGGCUGUCCUGAGUGAGGGUGUCUGGCCUGACUGGGGAGCUGAGGAUUCAGAGGAAGGGCUCUCUCUGUGGAGUCGGCCCAGCCUCGCCCUCUCCAGCAGCUCUGGCCUUCUGCACCCCUUCACCACCUAGGCAGACCCCAGAUCCCAGUGCCCUGUCCCUGUCUCUCCUGGCCAUCCCCUCUGCCUGUCAGUUUCCUGCCCCCAUCCCAGUGGCACACCCCACUGGUGGGAACCUGGGGUACCCAGCGUGCAUGGACUGUACUGGGCAUCGCCAAGUAUCCCCAGACUCCUCUCGCUGCCCACAAACCCCUCACAGAGAAGAUGUGGAGCCUCCUUGCCCCAGCCUUCCCUUCUGCAGAGGGUCUGGCAGUGGGAAAUGAACCUACAGCUGCCAGCAAGCACAGACAGGCUCUCCACGUUCUCCCUC
Perognathus longimembris pacificus (Pacific pocket mouse) is the source of this 4583-nucleotide messenger RNA. It is a transcript of the gene Gnao1, whose product is annotated as G protein subunit alpha o1. Gene Ontology annotation, biological process: adenylate cyclase-modulating G protein-coupled receptor signaling pathway; G protein-coupled dopamine receptor signaling pathway. NCBI's taxonomy places the organism in Eukaryota, Metazoa, Chordata, Mammalia, Rodentia, Heteromyidae. The transcript is spliced from 8 exons. Gene Ontology annotation, cellular component: heterotrimeric G-protein complex. Gene Ontology annotation, molecular function: GTPase activity; G-protein beta/gamma-subunit complex binding; mu-type opioid receptor binding. The record is from RefSeq and is a predicted model, not a curated record. The coding region runs from base 709 to 1773 and encodes 354 amino acids.